CAUGGUGACCGCGGGGCAGGCGCUGGCGCUGGCGCUGGCGGCCGCGCUCUGGGGUGGCACUGCCCCGUUCCUCAGGGCUGCAGCCGCGGGCAUGGAGCAGCAGCGGGGCCGGGGCCGCCUGCAGCAGCUGCUGGCCGAGCUCCUCUUCCUCAGCCUCAAGUGCCAGUACCUGGUGCCCUUCCUGCUCAACCAGGCUGGAUCCCUCCUCUUCUACCUCACCCUGGCCUCCACAGACCUGGCCCUGGCUGUGCCACUCUGCAACUCCCUGGCGUUGAUUGUGACCUUGGUGACCGGGAAAAUCCUGGGGGAGGACAUUGGUGGGAAAAGAGCCGUGGCAGGAAUGCUGCUCACCAUCCUGGGAGUGUCCCUGUGCGCGGCUGGGACCUGAGGGAGCAGCAGAACCUGACCUGACCUGACCUGAGGGGGCUCAGCCACACCUGGGAAGGAGUUUUGGGAUGGCAAAACCCAUGGAUUGCAUUCCCUGAGCCACCAGGGCGGCACCAGGGCCCUUGCAAGGAGAGGUUUUUGUGCCCGGAGGGAUUUUGGGUGGAAAUUGUCUCGUGCAGCGCUGGAGGGGUAAGAAAUGGUGAAUAAAUCAUCCAGUGUGACCUCCUGGCA
This is a messenger RNA of Hirundo rustica (Barn swallow), 618 nucleotides long. RefSeq names its product transmembrane protein 234 (gene TMEM234). The transcript is spliced from 5 exons. The coding region runs from base 2 to 388 and encodes 128 amino acids. Lineage: Eukaryota; Metazoa; Chordata; Aves; Passeriformes; Hirundinidae. The record is from RefSeq and is a predicted model, not a curated record.